Syngnathoides biaculeatus (alligator pipefish) is the source of this 2368-nucleotide messenger RNA. Its product is annotated as thiosulfate sulfurtransferase/rhodanese-like domain-containing protein 2. The transcript is spliced from 10 exons. The record is from RefSeq and is a predicted model, not a curated record. The coding region runs from base 414 to 1880 and encodes 488 amino acids. Lineage: Eukaryota; Metazoa; Chordata; Actinopteri; Syngnathiformes; Syngnathidae.
GUGAAUUUUGAAAAAAGUAAAGUACAUUUCUUCACUUACUUAAUGAGAUGUUUUCUUGUUAAUAGUGAAAAAAUAUAGACACUAUUAAUUUCAUCAAAUUUUAGAGUAUUAAAAUUAUGACUACACGUGAAUUUUUUUGCUUUAUUUUCGUUAUUUAUUUCCACAUCUUAAAGCUAAAAAAUGGUUUCAGUUUCUACGUAUAGUAUUGUGUGUGGAUGACACUUUACUACAAUUAAAAAAAAAUAAUAAUACAUACUUUUGCGGACCCAUUCACGUGAGACACACAGCAAAAUUGCAACUGCUUAUUCUGUCCGGCUUGUCACUGAGUUUUUUUUCGUUUUGUUUUGUUUUGACUUUGUGUUUUAUUUGCCGACGUCCGGAAGAAAUCUAUUUUAGCUGCUAAAAACACUAACAUGGCUUCAGUUUGCUCAGAGUUUCCAUGCUGCGAUCUAGUUGACGCGAGUUCGAUCAAUAAUGAAUUAAAAGAUGGAAAACAACUCGGUGCGCCGCUCAGAAGGUUCUACAACCUAAACAAGAGGAAGUCCUUCGCCGCCUUUGUGGCGUCCAAGCGAGAAGCCGGCUCCGAGGAGGGAGGCGCGCCGUCUUGGCGCUGCUGCGGCCGGGCCUUCGCCGCCGAGGCCUCCGUUCACCAGCACGUGGCCAGAACGCACGGCGGCGAGAUCCAGCGGCUGGCGCGGGCGCAAUACGAGCGCGGGCUCAGCCGGCGGGAAGAGGAAGAAAAAAACGACAGCGAACCGCGUGGAAGCCUGUCCGUGGACGUCUCCUUGUGGAUGCCGGACGUUAGUCACGUCCCGAACGAGCAGCUUGAGAAAGGCCCCGGCAAAGUUCUGCUGUACUAUCGCUACUGCCGCGUGGAUGAGCCGCACGUCGUCUGCGCUUGGCAGAGAGCUUUGUGCCAGCGCCUCCACUUGACCGGCAAGGUGAGGGUGGCCACAGAGGGCAUCAACGGAACCGUGGGCGGCACUCGCAUCGCCGCUGAGCUCUACGUGGAUGCCGUGUGCUCGCAUCCCCUUUUCCGCAUGGACAAAGACGAUUUCAAGACAAGCGACGGCGGUCCCGAGUGUUUUCCGGAGCUGAAGGUGGGCGUCUUCAAGGAAAUCGUCCCCAUGGGUUUGGACCCUGACGUGCUCUCUUACCGGCUAGCAGGAGUUCAUCUGGAGCCUGAGGAAUUUCACAAAGAGGUGGAGGCCCUGGCGGCCGAAGCGGAUCCGUCGCGCAGCGACACCGUCCUGCUGGACUGCCGCAAUUUUUACGAGAGUAAAAUCGGUCAGUUCUCGCACUGCUUGGCCCCCGACAUCCGAAAAUUCAGCUACUUCCCGGACUACGUGGACAGGAACGUGGAGCUCUUCCGAGACAAGAAGGUGCUCAUGUACUGCACCGGGGGGAUCCGCUGCGAGCGAGGGUCAGCUUACCUCCGCUCCAAAAACGUGUGCAAAGAAGUUUACCAGCUGAAAGGCGGAAUCCACAAGUACCUGGAACGCUUCCCUGACGGCUUCUACCGCGGGAAGCUCUUCGUCUUCGACGAACGCUACGCCAUCUCCGCCAACGAUGACGUCAUCGGAGGUGAGUUUGCAGGUACUGCGGAGCCCCCUGGGACCGCUACCGGCUUUGCACCACGCGCUUCUGCUGCCAGCUGGUGCUCUCCUGCCCCGCCUGCCGCUCGGAGGGGCGCACCGCCUGCUGCCCCGGCUGCCUCGCCGGGGGGGCGCGGCGCAAAGAGGAGUGCGACUGCACCGACGGACGUCCCAGGAUCCCUCAAGAUGUCGACGGCGAUGGGCCGCUUCAUUAGACUUUUGGCAGGUUUUUGGACCGUUUUCUACAAACGGCUAAACGAGCCCACCCACAAUAUUCGGAAUUAGUCUCGGUGGUCUUUCCUCCACUCCACCCAUCAACGUUGAACUCUUUAAUCGACCAACCGAUAAUUAUGUGUUUUUGGCACCUCGUCUUCCAAUCGACCAAUGGACCUUUCCGAUGGCGAUCUUAAGAUCCGCCCCCUUUAUCCAUGUCCCACAGCUUUACAAAAUCACACAAUAUCAUCUGCGAACAUCGUGGUCCAAGGGGAUUCCUGUCGAACCUCAUCUGUCAACCCAUCCAUUACCACAUUGAACAGGAAGGGGCUCAGAGCGGAUCCCUGAUGCAAUCCCACCUCCACCUUAAAUUCUUCUGUUCCGCCUACUGCACACCUCACCAUUGUUCUGCUGCCCUCAUACAUGUCCAUCGUGUCUUUUGCUAGGCUAAAAAAAAAAAAAACCACAAGCUUCUUCUGUCACAAAAAAAUAAAAAUAAAUGUUUGUCUAAUCUGACAACACAUGGAAGUGUGGUGUAUUUGUUCCAUUCAACUUGGUUG